This is a messenger RNA of Striga hermonthica, 684 nucleotides long. Lineage: Eukaryota; Viridiplantae; Streptophyta; Magnoliopsida; Lamiales; Orobanchaceae. The record is from the annotation of a GenBank genome assembly.
AUGUCGUGGCAAACAUACGUUGAUGAUCACUUGAUGUGCGACAUUGAAGGGCAAGCGGGCGUUCGCCUCUCGGCCGCUGCUAUCAUGGGCCAAGAUGGUGCCAUCUGGGCUCAGAGUGCUAGCUUUCCUCAAUUGAAGGCAGAUGAGAUCAAAGGCAUAAUGACUGACUUCGAAGAGCCCGGGCAUCUGGCCCCGACUGGCCUAUUCAUUGCAGGAACAAAAUACAUGGUCAUCCAAGGAGAGCCUAAUGCUGUCAUUCGUGGAAAAAAGGGUUCCGGAGGAAUCACAAUAAAGAAGACGGGCCAAGCACUAGUUUUCGGGCUAUACGAGGAGCCCGUUACACCGGGCCAGUGCAACAUGGUUGUUGAGAGGCUCGCUGACUAUCUCAUUGACCAGGAAGUUACCUCCCCCAACCCUGCUGAAAACAGAAGGACGAAGCAAAAUCCGGCGCUGCUCAGCCAGUGCAGAAGCCCGGUCCCGACCAGCCGAAGAGAGAAGAGAGGGAGACAUUGGAUGAGGCAAAGACCCUACCAGGACCGAGAUCGGCGCACCCAGCCUCUCCCUCGGUCAGCUCCGCCCCACGACCCGAACCAGAAGAGCCCCGCAUCUGAGCCCGACCUCCAAGACCAAAUCCUACAGACGGCCCAACCGAACAGAGCAGGCGACAGAUCGGGGUUAGCAUAA